Molecule: messenger RNA, 4307 nt
Organism: Oreochromis aureus
Lineage: Eukaryota; Metazoa; Chordata; Actinopteri; Cichliformes; Cichlidae
Gene: neto2b
Product: neuropilin (NRP) and tolloid (TLL)-like 2b
Exons: 12
Coding region: 989-2674 (561 amino acids)
Molecular function (GO): protein binding
Source: RefSeq, a predicted model, not a curated record
UCAGAUUCAUAAAUGGUAUAACAACUUAAUAUAUUCAGAUUUGUCUGCUUCUUUGAUUGGUUGUAAACAUGCAUUGAAUGUGAAAAACAAGUAGAAUAGGGAGGUUUUGAUACAACUGAUCAACUGAAGGGAGAACUGGCAAAUGUCCCACGUUUUGUGACGAGCUUCUGAUUUAAAGCAAGUACAUUCACCUAUAAAAUACAGUACAAAUCCUCCAGUGGAUGUGGUGAGUAGUUUUUAGUAUUUUUGUCCUAAAAGCUAACACAUCAAAGGAAAAUCUCUAUCCCACCUACACUUGGCUUCCAUUUCCAUCUCUCUCUGGCUCUAUAGCCAGCUUUUUGGGGCUUUAGGUGAUGAGUGUCCUUGGUGAAAAAUGAGAAGGCUAGAGCCAAUGUGUCCAUGCUCUCUGCUCUGAAUAGGAAUUCACAGCAAUGCACCGACAGACUUAUGCUCAGUGGGCUUUUUGGCACGGUCCCCCCGCCAUGUGUGUGCGUGUGUGCGCGCGCGCGCGCGACUGUCUGUCUGUCUGUCUGGGAGAAUGAGUGCGGCGGCCAGUAUCAGCUAAUUAAAAUUUGAAAAAUGGGAAAUCCCAAUUUAUUUCAUCCCCAUGCCAAACGGGCGAUUGGAGGUUUAUCAUAUCACCAAUACUCAUAACUGAUGAUGCACAUGCGCAGUCAUCUUUCCCCUCCAGUCUAGCGCCAACUGAGCUCAAUCUUUAAACCGCGAGCAGCUGCAGACUCAUCAUCCGUUUGUUUGAGGCUGAGUCUCAUACACCGAGCUGGGCAGGAAAACUGUGCAAACAGACAGAUGACGAAUCAGAAGUUCAUCUGCUCUUUUUCGCACCUGAGCCGCUCUCAGUUUGACCAACACGACUAGGAUGGAAAGGUGAAAGUUCGGAUUUUCUAAAUCAGUAGUUUUAAUGUGCGGUAAUCCGUACUACUGACAUAAACAGGGGAUGUGAGGGACAAGUUUGAAAACAGAAAAACUCAUGAAAAGGAGCUCAGCGGCGAGGAUGUACGCAGUCUGGAUAUUUCUCCUAUUCAUUGAGGGGGGAUUUGCACUGGCGCAAAAGAUUAAAGAUGCAGGUGCAGGAUCGAAAGCAGUUAACCCUUCUCUACGACCACAGCGUCACUGUGGAAACUGGGUACGAACCACUGAUGGCGGCACUUUCAGCUCCCCAAACUACCCAAAUACGUACCCUCCAAACAAGGAGUGCCUCUAUGUGCUGGAAGCCCUGCCUCGCCAGAGAAUAGAGCUGAUGUUUGACGAAGUCUUCCACAUCGAGGCGUCGUUCGAAUGUCGCUUCGACCACAUCGAAGUGCGGGACGGUCCCUUCAGUUUUUCCCCGCUCAUCAAUCGCUUCUGCGGCUCAGCCAGUCCUGGACUCAUCCUGUCCAGUGGACGCUUCAUGUGGAUCCGCUUCUUCAGUGAUGAAGAGCUGGAGGGGACUGGCUUCCAGGUCCAGUACAGCUUUACUGCAGAUCCUGAAUUUCAUCUGCAUGUGGGAGGACUUUUAAACCCCAUCCCAGAUUGUCAGUUUGAGCUGUCUGGAGCUGAUGGUGUGAUCCGUUCAAGUCAGGUGGACGAAGAGUACAAAGUGAAGCCGGACCAGGCAGUGGACUGCAUCUGGACUAUACGUGCCCCAACAAAGAACAGGAUUUACCUGCGAUUCUUGGAAUACCAGAUGGAAAACUCCAAUGAAUGUAAGAAGAACUUUGUGGCUGUUUAUGAUGGCAGUAAUGCCAUUGAGGAUCUAAAGGCCAAGUUUUGUAGUACAGUAGCUAAUGACAUUAUGCUGGACACUGGUGUGGGAGUAGUGAGGAUGUGGGCUGAUGAGACAAGCCGUCUCAGCCGUUUCCGGAUGCUGUUCACAUCUUUUGCUGACCCACCCUGUAUGGGCGGUGCGUUCUUUUGCCACACUAACAUGUGCAUCAACACUUCUCUGGUGUGCAACGGCAUACAAAACUGUGUCUUUCCUUGGGACGAAAGCAACUGCAAAGAGAAAAAGAACAAAGGUCUUUUUCACCAGAUCACAAAGACUCACGGGACAAUAAUCUGUGUGUCUACGGGGGUGGUGCUGUUACUCCUAAUUGUCUCCAUUCUGGUGCAAGUCAAGCAGCCACGUAAGAAGGUGUUGGUUCGUAAGAACAACUUGUUUCCUCGUGCUGACUUCCAGGAGGUGUUUGACCCUCCUCACUAUGAACUCUUUAAUCUCAGAGACAAGGAGAUUUCUUCAAGAGACCUUGGGGAGUUGUCAGAGGAGCUCCAGUCCCUACAAGCGCUCAGGAGGUCCUCGUCAGGAUCGCGCUGCAUACACGAACACCAUUGUGGCUCUCUGGCCUCUAUCAACUCCAUUAAAGGCAGCCUAGGUGCACAAGGCCUGGGAAGGGGAUCCAUGGAGCUUCCAGCUUUCAGAGUAGACUUCCAAAACUCCUUGCCUCCCCUAAGAGAUUUCAACAGCAGUCUGCGGAAGAAGAGCUGGCCCAGUAUGAAAUCAGGCCGAAUACAGGGCCAUCAUGGUAUGGGGGAGAGAGCUCUGGGGCGGCAGGACAGAGUAAUGGAGGAGGAUGAAGAGGAGGAGGAGGACGGGAGGUAUGAUGUGUAUGUGCGUAGAGCAGGAAGUCGAAGAGGUUAUGAAAUGGCCCAGCAAAGAUCCCUGUCCAUGGACUUUUGAGGAGAAAACACAAGAUAUGCGUUAGGGUAGGUAAACACUGCCUCAAUUUUGGGGUGGGGCUUUUCAAAUUUACAGGAAAAAGGAAAAAGAAAGUAAAUCAAUGGCUUGUCCAAGUACACUUUCCUUCUUCUCAGUAAGGCUGGUAAACAUAGGCUCUGUAAAGGAGCAACAAGAAGAUCCUCAGGCACUGCCAAAUUUGCUUAUAUGCUGAAACAGCGAACAGGGAGCUGUUAUCAAGUCUCUGACACCGGUGUAAAAGUGAAAGUAAAAGAAAAUGCUGUAUACUGUUCUUGUGUUGAUGUAUUUUGUUGAAUACAUUUAACUGUAACGCGGAUAGAUGUUGUGGAAAUAUGUUUUGAGUCAGUGUGUAGAAGAAGUGUGAUUACAUUUUGAGUAUUAGUGAAAAAACUACAUUGAAAACAAAAAGGUAAUUUCCACACCUCUGACUUAGGAAAAGUCAGCUCCGAGUUAAAGUCGGUUUUAGUUUUGCUGAAGGAAAGUCUGGUUGUUCUGCAAUCCUCUUUUGGGCAGGUUGAACAGGUACACAGGUUGGAAAUUUGACAAUUAUGUCACUCUGCAGUGACACACUUGACCUUAUGAAAACCAGAAAACAAGAUUUCUUUUUACAGUCCUUAAAAACAAUGGGUUAUCAGAUGUUAACACAGUGGGGGAGAAGCCAACAUAGUCCUGUUAAUUAGCAAGGACUGUAUUUAGGAAUUAAACCAUUUAAUAAGAAAUAAAAUCGUGUGAGUACUGACCUCAAAGAAAAUGCUGUAUUCCAAUGUUUUUAUGUGUUGUGAUCUUACACACAGUGUCUCCGAAAUUCCCACAGAACGUCUUACAUAACCUUGUAGCUGGCACAAACCUCAUUUGGAAAGCCUUGCAGUGUAGUCAGCAUACCUCUGCGGUUCAUUUGUCAUCCUCAAAAAAAUUCACUGGACCAAUAAUUAGUGGGGCAACAUAGUUUGUCUGCACAGACAUAGACAAAAGCCUGACAGUGCAUUCUCAGUGCUAGUGUGUGUGCUGGUAACACAGUGUUAUACAAUUCUCAUUUGACCUCUAAGUAUAGACUUAUAAACUCACGAUUAAAGAAUUCCAGUUAAGUUUCUAUGCACUGGCUACUUUGUACUCAAUAAAAGCUAUGAUCAAACAAGUGAUAGAUAACGUAAAUGGGUCAGUCAUGAUAAUGUACUCUGUUUUAUAUGCUUCCAUAAGUUGACCUUGUUUGUAGGGAAUAUGAAUUAUCAGCUCCGGUACACAGUCUUUUUUUUCUUUUUUUAUCUCAAUAUCCAUGAAUAGCGACGAUAUUUGGAACACCUCAGGUAAUAAAUGACUCCAGAGAAAUAGGUCAAAAGGUACAGGAGAUGCAGGAUUAUUGCUAUAUAAUAACUCUCUGUGUGACAAUAGUUAAGCCUAUCUUCAAAGGUGUGUCUCAUUCUUUUCUCAGUUUGAUCAACGCUGGGAAAACAUCUGCACAAAGGAGCUAAAGAAGUUUAAGUUGGGUUUUUUUUGUCUGUUUUUUUAUUUUUUGUUACAAGCCCUGUGUGCUUAUAAUCACCACAAAUAGUUUGAAGGACAUAAUCGUUUGUUUGUUGUUGUUUUUUUACUACUUUUAAUUCAUUUAUAAAAACGU